Molecule: messenger RNA, 2470 nt
Organism: Annulohypoxylon maeteangense
Lineage: Eukaryota; Fungi; Ascomycota; Sordariomycetes; Xylariales; Hypoxylaceae
Product: heterokaryon incompatibility protein-domain-containing protein
Exons: 1
Coding region: 147-2273 (708 amino acids)
Source: RefSeq, a predicted model, not a curated record
UUGCUGGGCUUGGAGGCCGUAUGUCCUGUUAGCGUCCUAGUUCAGCUCCAAAUACAGCGGGGUUCCGCUGUCUCUUAACCUCCAGUCUUCCACCCUUCAUAUUGCUUUCGUUAAUCUCAGACAAUUCUCUCAGUUUGAUACUUUCAAUGAGCAAGUCGAGUGACUGGGAAGCUUGGGAACAAGCACUCAAAGUGAAGGGAUGUUCCGAAUCUUGUUGGGUUCGAAACCUCUCGCUACCCGAUGAGCAAGAACAUGCAUUACCCGAUGCUCAGGGAGGCUUGCCUUCAGUGGACGAUAAGAUCCGAGAGGCGGCUGCAGCAAAAUUAUACCAGAAUAUUAGACCGUGGCAAACCCGGAUUCUCCGUAUCGAACCCGCAACUCAAUUAGAUAAACCAGUCAUUUGCACUCUCCUAGUGGCAGAUGUCAUCGCCUUCGAGGGUCUCGGCGUGGUCGAGGAAGACGGUCCUAAAGAGAUUCCAUACGAAGCACUUUCGUACACAUGGGGUGCACCCGUCUUCUCACUUCCGAUCCAAAUAAAUGGUAUCGAAUUCUUCAUUACUGCAAACCUCGAUUCUGCUCUACGUCACCUACGUUUGGGUGACUCAAAGCGCUACCUAUGGGUCGAUGCGCUCUGCAUUAACCAAUUUGACACCAAGGAGAAAUCCGUACAGGUUGGUCGGAUGUUUUCGAUUUACAAAAAGGCCAGGAGAGUAGUUGCAUGGAAUUCCGGGUGGUCGGCAAAGAAGAGUAUUGUCUUAUCUACGGUUCUCGCAAACAUGUCGAACAGCCAGAAACAUAGCGAGGACUGCGUCGCGCGCUUCAAGAGAUUAUAUCAGUUCCUCGUGAAGGCGUGCGAGCCGCCUCUGUUCAAGCGAACAUGGGUUAGGCAGGAGGCCUUCGCCGCUAGGGAUAUGGUGAUGCAAUUUAGCGGUCUCCAAAUAUCGUGGGGAGAUUACGAACGUAUCAGGGACUUCAUUGCGUUGAUCAGGCAACGUGCUAAUGUGAAGUACGAAUCUUCACUUCUGGACUUUACCGAUGCCAUCUACUUAAAGUCUCCCUUCAACGCGAUCAUGACGUUAGUCCAGCCGGACUAUAAGAACGAUCCCAGAUCACGCGAUGAACGCGAUCAAGCUGCAGUGGAUGCACCCGUUUCGCUUCUAGAUUCGCUAGUGUUUUCUUCGUCUUUUGGAGUGACCGACCCUCGUGACCUCGUCUACGGAAUACUCGGUUUCACGACAGUUCCUGUAUCGCAGACGGGUAUGGAUAUAAGCCAACCCACUUUAAAGGUUGACUAUGGCCGUUCCAUAUCCGAGGUAUAUCAAGAUGUCGUCAAGUACGAGGUCGCUAGAACGGAAUCAUUGGAUAUUCUUGAUUUCGCAGCAUCUCAUCCGGACCCAUCCGAUAUUCCCUCGUGGGUUCCUGAUUGGAGAACCUAUGAUUAUCAAUUGGUACAGCAUCGUGUACUGAAUAAGACUAAUUCUUGGAAGUACGGAUUUAUCGAUGUUAAGAGGGUUGGUGUAUCAUGGAAGCCUAUCCAGCAGCCACCCGGGGCUACUGGAGUUUUAUCGGCGAAAGGUAUUGUUCUUGGUACACUCCACGAUAAAAUAGACGACACUACUGCUUGGAGGCCAUUUAUAUCGACAAGCUUCGAAUCGGGAUUUAAGAAAAGAUUUGGGGGUAGGAACUUCGACGAUACAGAACUCUUCCCAGGUGUGAGCCGAGAUUACAAGUUGGCGUUCAAUGACAUGCUCAAAGACGAGAAACUACCCCUUUAUGAAGGAAAACUCGCAGGAGUGAGAGUAACCAAGGCCGGCAUACGGCUUAUCACUCUACUUCAGAACGAGAUGCUUGAAAGGAUCAAACAUGACCUUCGAGAUCGGGUGAUUGUGCCGCCAGAACCUAUCCGAGGAAACCAUACUCUAGGGUGUGCAUCGUCAGAUAUUUCUCUGGCCCCUAAGAGAUUUCAGGGGAACGACAUCAUCGUUCUCUUCCAGGGAUCUCAAUGUCCGUUUGUUUUGAGGGCUUCUAGUCCGGGUAGACAUACUCUAAUAGGAAGGGCGAUAUUUCCUUUUUGGUUCGAGCACAAGUCAUCAUCCUUUGAUGACCUUCGAAUGGAGGAAAUGGCCUGGACAAGCCCCAAGGGUAUCUUUACCCAGACGUCUGACAUAUUGGAAAGCAGACUCAAAUGGCCGGAGAAGAUGGCAUCGAUUUGGAGACCCGUGCUUCGAGACACCGAGUUCCUUAAUUCGCUGGAAGAUUUCCAGUUAGUUUGAACCUAGAAUAACCGAGAUCCCUUGGUGAAUAUCAAUUGGGUUUGGUCAAAUAGGUACCUAAGUCAAAGUAUGCUAGCGUUAGUGUUAAGUGAAGCAGCCAAUCCGGUAUCGGCAAGGUGUCCAAGACUUUAGAUAGUACCUACCCCAGGCUGCCUAGGGAAGCUCGCGAUCCACCCCACCUUGAUUAGUGCGUAGCA